AUGGCAACUCAGGAAGGAGGAGAUGACGAUCAGCUAGCGGCAAGCCCUUUGGCUGUUAGCUGGGUAGAAGAACAGUAUCAAAAAAUCAAACAGAAUGCAGAAACAUAUCCAUAUGUAUGGGGUUCCUAUAUCGUUGUGUACGGAGGAUUUGCCCUCUGGACAACCUACAGAUGGAGAAAGCUCCGCAAGACUGAGGACAGAGUUCGAGCCCUUCAAGAAAGACUCCGCAAACUAGUUGAAGCAGAAGAGUCUGCAAGUUCUGCUGCAUUGACAGACAAAAAACCACCAGUUGAGGGUAAAACAUCCGAGUAG
This is a messenger RNA of Ilex paraguariensis (yerba mate), 312 nucleotides long. NCBI's taxonomy places the organism in Eukaryota, Viridiplantae, Streptophyta, Magnoliopsida, Aquifoliales, Aquifoliaceae. The record is from the annotation of a GenBank genome assembly.